Strongylus vulgaris is the source of this 276-nucleotide messenger RNA. Lineage: Eukaryota; Metazoa; Nematoda; Chromadorea; Rhabditida; Strongylidae. The record is from the annotation of a GenBank genome assembly.
AUGGGAGAAUUUGUGCUGUUGAAACCAUUGUUCCCUGGAAAUGGAGAGUUGGAUGAAAUAAACAAGAUUUUUAUGAUUCCCUCCUUUCAGGAACUUGGGACACCUUCAGAUUCUAUAUGGGAGGGUUAUAGUGAACUACCUGGACCAAAACUUGUAAGUCGUUGUAUUUUUAAAUUCACGUCGAUGCAUUAUGAUGUCAUCGACUUUUCAGAUGAAGUUAGCGAAUCAUCCUUACAAUCAGUUGCGGAAGAAGUUUCCUGCUCACCUAAUGAAUGA